Tinamus guttatus (white-throated tinamou) is the source of this 2290-nucleotide messenger RNA. It is a transcript of the gene ABCG4, whose product is annotated as ATP binding cassette subfamily G member 4. Gene Ontology annotation, molecular function: ATP binding; ABC-type sterol transporter activity; ATP hydrolysis activity. Gene Ontology annotation, biological process: cholesterol efflux; transmembrane transport; cholesterol homeostasis. Gene Ontology annotation, cellular component: plasma membrane. NCBI's taxonomy places the organism in Eukaryota, Metazoa, Chordata, Aves, Tinamiformes, Tinamidae. The record is from RefSeq and is a predicted model, not a curated record.
AGCCAUUGUGUCUGCGUCCCGCAAGAGCAGCACCAUGGCAGAGAAGGGCAUGGAUCCCACAUGCGUCUCCAUUGCGCUGGAGGACACAGUGUGCCAUGCCAGCCCCCCGGAUGCCCCUCUCCUCACCACCCAUCUGAAGAAGGUGGAGAACCACAUCACGGAGGCCCAGAGGUUUUCCCACCUUCCCAAGCGCUCAGCUGUCAACAUUGAGUUCAUCGACCUCUCCUACUCCGUGCGCGAAGGCUCCUGGUGGAGAAAGCGAGGGUACAAGACUCUCCUGAAAUGCCUGUCAGGGAAGUUCUGUCAGCGGGAGCUCAUUGGCAUCAUGGGGCCCUCAGGUGCUGGGAAGUCCACCCUCAUGAACAUCCUGGCUGGAUACAGGGAGACCGGCAUGAAGGGCCAGAUCCUGGUGAACGGCCGGCCACGGGACCUGCGCACCUUUCGCAAGAUGUCCUGCUACAUCAUGCAGGAUGACAUGCUCCUGCCACACCUCACUGUGCUGGAGGCAAUGAUGGUCUCUGCUAAUUUGAAGCUGAGCGAGAAGCAGGAGGUGAAGAAGGAGCUGGUCAACGAGAUCCUGACAGCUCUUGGGCUGCUAGAGUGUGCCUACACCCGCACCAUCUCGCUGUCUGGGGGCCAACGCAAGCGCCUGGCCAUCGCCCUGGAGCUGGUGAACAACCCUCCGGUCAUGUUCUUUGAUGAGCCCACCAGUGGUCUGGACAGUGCCUCCUGCUUCCAGGUAGUUUCCCUGAUGCGGUCGCUGGCUCAAGGCGGACGGACCAUCAUCUGCACAAUCCAUCAGCCCAGUGCCAAGCUGUUUGAGAUGUUUGACAAGCUGUACAUCCUGAGCCAGGGUCAGUGCAUCUUCAAAGGUGUCGUGACCAACCUCAUCCCCUACCUGAAGGGUCUUGGCCUCUACUGCCCCACGUACCACAACCCUGCUGACUUCAUUAUUGAGGUGGCCUCAGGAGAGUACGGAGAUCUUAACCCCGUCUUGUUCCGCGCCGUCCAGAAUGGCAUGUGCACCAUGGCUGAGAAGAAGAGCAGCCCUGACAAGGCAGACUCGUCAUGCCCAGCACACUGUGUGGGGGACGUGGACCACAUCGAGAGCCACACAUUUGCCACCAGCACCACAACCCAGUUCUGCAUCCUCUUCAAGAGAACGUUUAUCUGCAUCCUGCGGGACACGGUGCUGACACACCUGCGGUUCAUGUCCCACAUCUGCAUUGGGGUGCUCAUAGGGCUGCUCUACCUGCACAUCGGCAACGAUGCUGGCAAAGUCUUCAACAACACUGGGUUUCUCUUCUUCUCCAUGCUCUUCCUCAUGUUUGCUGCACUGAUGCCCACCAUCCUCACCUUCCCCCAGGAGAUGUCUGUGUUCCUGAGAGAGCACCUGAAUUACUGGUACAGCCUGAAGGCCUAUUACUUGGCCAAGACCAUGGCGGAUGUGCCUUUCCAGGUGAUCUGCCCCAUCGCAUACUGUAGCAUCGUGUACUGGAUGACAGGCCAGCCUCCCGAGGCCACGCGCUUCCUCCUCUUCUCUGCUCUGGCCACUGCCACAGCCCUGGUGGCCCAGUCCCUUGGGCUUCUCAUUGGAGCAGCUUCCACUUCCCUGCAGGUGGCCACCUUCGUGGGACCCGUCACUGCCAUCCCCGUGCUGCUCUUCUCGGGCUUCUUUGUCAGCUUCAAGACCAUCCCCACCUACCUGCAGUGGAGCUCCUACGUCUCCUAUGUCAGGUAUGGCUUUGAGGGCGUCAUUCUCACCAUCUACGCCAUGGAGCGUGAGGACCUGGAGUGUCUCGAGGACUUCUGCCCUUUCCAAAAACCCAUCAAGAUCCUGCAGGAGCUGGAUGUGGAGGAGGCCAAGCUCUACCUGGACUUCCUCAUCCUGGGCAUCUUCUUCAUCAUCCUGCGGCUUCUGGCUUACCUGGUCCUCAGGUACAAAGUCAAGUCAGAGAGAUAAAGGGGCUGCUGGGCCCCGAAGAUGUACCCGGGCCUGGCCGGCUGUGAGAGACGAUCUGCAGACGGACACAGCACUCCUGGCAGGUCAUGGUCCGGUGGUGGAGGUGUUGGCAGGUGCCAGCCAGGCCUGGCUCAGUCGAGAAGGGUUUUGAGAUCUCGGAACUGUUUUAACCUUUCCACACACUCAUCAUCGCACAUGUUUUGUACAGCCCUGGCAUGUGCCACCCUCUCCCCUGGGACUGACAGACCCUGUGGAGCUUGGAUCCCCUCUGGUCACCUCUGCCCAGCACCUCCCCUCUCCACCAAGCCCCUCAGGACAGCAGGGACA